AGUGAUUCAAUCAACACAGCAACGAUCAAAAUUCUCUGUUUGUACAAUGUCAAAAUUCGAAGUUCAAAUACUGAAGUAAUUCUACUUCUGUGAUGGCCGGAAUUACCAUUUCGGCAAACGAAAAAUUUCACAAAUGGAAAAUGCGUUAGUUUUUCAUAACUGAUUUGGACUUGACUCAGACUUCCUCCUUAACUUCACAUGCAAUUUUUUAACAAAAACUACCUCCCAAGAUUGAAUCGUCAAUUAACAACAUGAAAAAGUAAAUUAUGAAAGAAAAUGUUUGGUGCGCUAACUAAAAUGAGGUAGACAAAGUAGCGACUGACAUUGACGACAUUCCCCGACAAACCACACAGGCAGCAAUAAAAUUCUCUACUAUUGAUUUUAGCAUGAUUCCUUGAUAAGUAACCACCCAAUCGGAUAGACAUCUGGAAUAAACUGUUAAUAAUAGACCUUGAAAAAAUUGGCUGUACCUCAAAUUUUAGCACGUUACUUGGAAAGAUGUAAUUGUACAGUCAACUGGGAUUAUUAUGUUAGUCAAAGAAUUUUCGAAUGAAUGAAAAACUUGUGCCAAAUGUAUAUAUUUAUCCAUUGAUGUUUUUCAACAUCGCGACUACAAUAAGGAUAUUGACUUCAUAGAAAUGGAGUAGUUCAAAGAUAUGGAAGGAUCUGAAUGUAUCUUUUUACUUAAAUUUUGGACUGUGCGAGUUUUACCUACAAGGGCAGGUUUCGUCGAUCUCAAGGGGUUGGAUUACAUCAAGUUUUAAUAGUCGGAAUAUACCUAAUAAGUUUAGUGAGCGUUCCUUAUACACUUUCGGCCCCAACAAGAUUACAAGACAUGACCGACACAGACCAGCCUAAAUGGAUUAAUCCGUGCGGGAUCGAUAUGGGAUCCGUUUUGCAUACGCUAAAUAUCGAAGUGCCAAAAGUGUCCGACUUAGACUUACUAACCUCCAUUAUAAAUCAGGCCAGGAUUGCACUGUCAAAGGCGAAUCAGUUCAAGGACGAGUUUGCACAACAAAUAUUCAAGUCAAACCUCGAACAACUGCACAAAAAUUGGAAACAAGCGAGGUACGAGUGGCUACCGCAGGAAUCGCAGAUACCCAAGAAUCUCAACGAAGCCGUUUCCGAAGAGCAUCUAGAAAUGCUCAAGAUGGAUAACGCCUUGGUGGACACAUACGAGCACCUCCAGAAGAUAGCGGUUGGGUUGGAACAAGUGGUCCUCGACCAAGAGCGCGAACGUGGCCCGCUGGUCGAAAACUUUAAGCAAUCUGAACUCAAUCUCCGCUUGGUUCUUUGCGAACUACAAAUGGCUACUUACGAGAGGGGCAUUCACAAUAAAUUACACCCCGACGUCACCAGAGACCUAAUGCCAGAUUACUUAAGAAACGACAACGUGAAUACUUCCAGAAAUCUACGCGACUGGAUCAUAUACAGAGAUUACAUGAACACGUUGGAAUAUGUGAUACAAGUUUUUGAUUAUUUCAAAAGCAAGCUAUGAAGAGUAUUAUAUCCAAAUUUUGGAAAUGUCGAUGUUGUUGCCUUUGAUGUGUAGACAUUACCUAAAUUAGGUGCAGCUGGAACUCUUAACUAAUUUUCGGGGCUUUUAUCACAGCAAUUUUAAAUUAUUGUUAGACAUAGAUUAUUUAUUGUAUAUAUUAUGAUAACGUAUUAUUUUAUUAUUUAUACAUUAUUUAUAAGAUUUAACAGUAUUGAUUUAUAUGGACAUCUGUGCAGAACUUGCAAAUUGUCACUCCAUAAAUUGUCCCAGUUUCGUUUCUAUAGAAACUUAAGUUCUGCCUGUCUUUUUAACUAUACUUCUGUGAUAAAGUGGGCUAUAUAUAUAAAUUACAUAUUUAUUGUUGGUAAA
Molecule: messenger RNA, 1867 nt
Organism: Photinus pyralis (common eastern firefly)
Lineage: Eukaryota; Metazoa; Arthropoda; Insecta; Coleoptera; Lampyridae
Exons: 7
Coding region: 836-1498 (220 amino acids)
Source: RefSeq, a predicted model, not a curated record